Capsaspora owczarzaki ATCC 30864 is the source of this 298-nucleotide messenger RNA. RefSeq lists its product as hypothetical. The record is from RefSeq and is a predicted model, not a curated record. The transcript is spliced from 2 exons. Lineage: Eukaryota; Filasterea; Ministeriida; Capsasporidae. The coding region runs from base 23 to 208 and encodes 61 amino acids.
AGGUUUCUCAAUCCAUAGAAAAAUGGCUGGCGGUCACGGACACGGCGUUGAGCCCCAAUUCCAAGGCAUUGCCAAGAUCUUUAACUCUGUGACCACUGCCGGUCGCCGUAACCUCGUGCUCGCCACCCUCUCUGGCGUCACUCUUGCCAUCCUCAUCGGCAAGUCCGGCGGCAGCAAGCCCGUCCCCGCAGACGCCAAGAAGCAUUAAAUUUUUUUGGUUUUUUUGCUUGGUUUUCUCCCCAUCUCUGUCAAUUUUUUUUGGAUAUUACAUUUACGUGCACUCAAAGCCGUCACAUCA